AUGGCAGACGAAUAUGACGAAGAAUUUGGAGAGGUGCAAAAUUUAAAAAAAUAGGUAGCUUGGAUUAGUGAUUGGUGAUUUUAACAUCCCAUCAAGGGCUUCCGAGUUACCUCCUUAAUUUAAGGAUCUUUUAGUUCCCAAUAAAGUUCAAUAUGUAUUUUGCACAGGAAAUGUUGGGAAUAGAGAAACUACAGAUUGGCUAAAAACAUUAUCUGGAAAUACCCAUUUAGUAAAAGGUGAUUUUGAUGAAUCAAAAGAUAUUCCUGAAACAAAAAUCAUAUAGAUUGGUUCAUGGAAGUUAGCUUUAGUUCAUGGUCAUCAAGUAAAACUAAAAUAUUCAUCGAUUAGAUUGUCCCUGCUGGAGAUAAUGAGUCAUUAUAUACAUUUUUAAAAGAGAUGGAAGCAGAUGUGCUUAUUACAGGAUAUACUGGUGUUGCUAAGGUUUCAACUGUAGAGAAAAAGUAUAUUCUUAAUCCUGGAUCUGUUACAGGAGGUUUUAAUGGAUAAUAAAAGUAUAAUAAAGUCAUUAUAUAGAUCAAUUCCAUCAUUUUUAAUUUUAGAAUUUAAAAAGGAAAAAAUUUAAGUUUUUAUAUACACUCUAGAUGGAGAUGUAAAAAUAGAUAAGUAAGAAUUAUUAUUAUAGAAAUGA
Paramecium pentaurelia is the source of this 649-nucleotide messenger RNA. NCBI's taxonomy places the organism in Eukaryota, Ciliophora, Oligohymenophorea, Peniculida, Parameciidae. The record is from the annotation of a GenBank genome assembly.